AUGGGUGACUGGUCUAUUCUUGGACGUUUUCUCUCUGAGGUCCAGAAUCAUUCCACAGUAAUUGGCAAGAUCUGGCUCACGAUGCUGCUCAUUUUCCGCAUCUUGCUGGUAGCCUUGGUGGGAGACGCCGUUUACAACGAUGAGCAAUCUAAGUUCACCUGCAAUACCCAGCAGCCUGGAUGCAACAACGUGUGUUACGACACAUUCGCACCCGUUUCCCAUCUGAGGUUCUGGGUUUUCCAAAUUGUGCUGGUCUCAACCCCAUCAAUAUUCUACAUAGUAUUUGUUUUGCAUAAAAUUGCCAAAGACGAAAGGCUAGACGGACAACGGGCACAGUUGCUGCGGCAAAGGCCUUCAAGGCAGUGUACUGGGAAGAAGGUCGGUAAGGAAGCGAUGAGGGUAGGUGUGCCUACUUAUUGUCCUCGAUAUAGGGAGGAUUGGGAUGAGAGGGAAAGAACACAGCAAAGCUUUCUGGAGGAGGGUCAUGGUGCACUGGCAGAAGACCCCACUCAACAGUCUAACCAGGUUCUGCUUAUCUACAUCCUUCAUGUGUUACUUCGAUCAGUCAUGGAGAUCACCUUCCUGGUGGGCCAGUAUUUGUUAUUUGGGUUUGAGGUGCCCCACCUUUACCGCUGUGAGACCUAUCCUUGCCCAACUCGCACAGACUGUUUUGUGUCUCGUGCCACAGAGAAAACAAUUUUCCUCAACUUUAUGUUCAGCAUUAGCCUGGGCUGCUUUGUGCUCAACAUUGCAGAGCUUCACUACCUGGGCUGGGUCUACAUUUUCCGUGUCCUCUGCUCAGCCUGCUCCAACUGCUGCAGUCAAGAGAAUGAUCCAGAUAAAAUGUACUCCAAGCAAAACCCCCUUUUGCUCCAACUCAGGCAUUCUCUGAGAGGUCAGCUGGUUCUGCAGAGCCGUUCAACGAUGGCUCAAGAGAAGACAGGAGGUCUACUCACACAUGCCCCAGCUAUCUCUUUUGAAACAGACUCAACUGUGGAAUGCAGCUCAAAGAGGAGUCCGGAGAACAUGGACAAGGUGAAGGUUAAAUUGGCCAACAUGGCCAAGUUAGGACGAACUAAGAAAUCUUGGCUGUGA
Molecule: messenger RNA, 1095 nt
Organism: Syngnathoides biaculeatus (alligator pipefish)
Lineage: Eukaryota; Metazoa; Chordata; Actinopteri; Syngnathiformes; Syngnathidae
Product: gap junction delta-2 protein
Exons: 1
Coding region: 1-1095 (364 amino acids)
Biological process (GO): cell communication
Cellular component (GO): connexin complex
Source: RefSeq, a predicted model, not a curated record